GAGCAGGGCGUCCAAAAACAAAUUUAGCACACAUAAAUAAGUGGAACUUCCUCUAAAACUGCCCCUCCAAAAGUCCAACCUGAAUGGCCUCACUUCUUCUCCCCAUCUUCUAACAACAACUGCAAUAACAAUAACAAAACGUCUUCUCCUCGUCUCCAGACUUGCGUGGCAACUUAACGCACGCUUGUUCACCUUCAUUCAAGAAACCACCCAUCAAACACCAAAUCUUCAACUGUCUCAAAGACAAUAAACCCAUUUAAGAUGGCUGCAGAUCUGCAACAGGUUGCGACUAUGUUCGUCGAAUAUUACUACAACCAGUUCGAUCAGGACCGAGCGGGUCUUGCAACUCUCUACCGUGACGGCUCCAUGUUGACCUUCGAGUCCGCUUCGUUCAAAGGCACUCCCUCGAUCAUCGAGAAGCUUCAGGGCUUGCCUUUCCAGCAGAUCAAGCACCAGGUGUCUACUAUGGAUCCCCAGCCCGGUGUCGCUCCUGACCAUAUUAUGGUGCUCGUGACCGGUCAGCUUUUGGUGGAUGAGGAGCAGCGACCAAUGAGCUACACUCAGUCAUUCUACCUCGUUCCUGAGUCUGUCAACGGACAGACCCAGUACUACGUCCACAACGACAUCUUCAAGCUUGUCUACGGUUAAACACGGAAAUGCGGCGAGUUAUUUCUGAUGGACGAUAGAUGAUGGAUGAUGGAUCGUGGAACUCGGAGUAACGCUGGGUUGGUGUAGGUAUCCGUGAAGGAUGUUCUUUUGCUAUAGACGGGCUGACUGCAGAGCUGGUCCGGCGGAUUCAUUACCUGUCGAGUUUGGAGCACUUCCCUUCAGAUAGGCUGCACUGAAAUUAAGUUCUUUUGACAACGA
This is a messenger RNA of Annulohypoxylon maeteangense, 867 nucleotides long. RefSeq names its product nuclear transport factor 2. The transcript is spliced from 6 exons. The record is from RefSeq and is a predicted model, not a curated record. Bases 262 to 648 code for a protein of 128 amino acids. Gene Ontology annotation, cellular component: nuclear pore central transport channel. NCBI's taxonomy places the organism in Eukaryota, Fungi, Ascomycota, Sordariomycetes, Xylariales, Hypoxylaceae. Gene Ontology annotation, biological process: protein import into nucleus.